GAGGCGUGGUUUGCCGGUAAAUUUUAUGUGAAGUAUUACGCAAAUUCUUUUUCGUCAUCUGCCAUUUAUUGAAAUAACUACAGAUGAGAUUUAGUAGAUAUGACAACAAACACGCCUAGAAAAACAACUUUAACAAGAUAUCAAUUUAGCGGUGGCACGACGGCCCAGAGUCCCCAAGUUUCAACUAGUAGGUAUGAAAGGCCAAGUUCGCCGUUUUCACCUACAAAGUUGUCGCGGAUGCAAGAAAAGAUCGAACUUCAAAAUCUUAAUGACCGAUUAGCAUCGUACAUAGACCACGUACGAAAUUUGGAAGCAGAAAACAGUCGACUAACUCGCCAGGUUCAAACCACACAGGAAACAGUUAUUAAAGAAAUUACAAAUAUCAAGUCUUUAUAUGAGCAAGAAUUGAGUGAUGCCAGAAGACUGAUUGAUGAGACAGCCAAAGAUAAAGCAAAAUUGCAGAUAGAAGCUGGACGAUGGAAGAAAGAAGUAGAAGAACUACAAGAAAAAUUAAAAAGAAAGGAGAAGGAUCUUACCACUGCAGACAGAAGAGUGUUUUAUGCAGAAUCUCAAUCUCAUGAACUUAGGUCACGUCUAAACCAAGCAGUUGCAGAUGGAAAACGAUUUGAAGAUGAACUUAAGGAUGUUCAAGCUGAGAGAGAUUACCUGGCAAAACAAAUUGUAUCCCUUACGACCCAACUUGAAGAAGAAACACUGAAGAGAGUAGAACUGGAAAACAGAUGUCAAAGCAUGUCAGAGGAAAUGUCCUUCAGAGAAUCUAUGCAUGAAAAAGAACUCCUAGAGACAAAAUCAAUGAGACAGAUGGAAAUUGAAGAGAUUGAUGCUCGGAAAAAAAAUCAGUAUGAACAAAAGCUAGCUGAGGCUUUACAGGAACUACGGGAACAAUAUGAAAAACAAAUCAAGAUGAACCGAGAGGAAAUUGAAACUGUGUAUGAAGUGAAGAUUUCUGACCUCCAAAAGCUUCUGGAUAGAAAUUCAUCUCUAGCUUCCUCAGCUAGGGAAGAAGUGAGAAAGUACAGAUCUGAUUCUGAAAUACUGUCUUCCAAAGUUGGUGAACUUGAAAGACUGAAUUCUUCACUUGAAAACCGGAUUCAAGAUUUAGAACAGCUCUUAGAGCAAGAGCGAGAAUGGCAUAAUAGUGCUUAUCGAGCUAAAGAAGAUGAACUUAAUCGCUUGAAACAGCAAGUUCAUCUCUAUAUUAAAGAAUAUCAAGAUCUUCUUGACACUAAAGUUGCCCUAGAUCUAGAACUGGCAGCUUAUCGUAAGCUUUUGGAGGGUGAAGAAAGUCGGCUGAAUAUUUCUUGUAACAAAUCAACAACAGACAAAAGUGGUCAAAGCACCUCUGGUCACAGUUCUUCAUUUCGAGGAGUGAAAAGAAAACGCACUAUAGCUCAGAAGCGAAGUAGCACUACCAUUCAUGUCACAACAUCUGCUAAAGGUGAUAUUGGAAUCACUGAUCAAGAUCAGGAAGGAAAAUAUAUCAAAAUUCACAACAAAGGAGAUCAGGAAGUUUCACUUGGAAACUGGCAAUUGGUGUGUAAAGCUGGGGAGGAAGAAUGCAUUCACAAAUUUCAUAGAAAUGUUGUAAUUAAACCAGAUGCAACUAUCACAAUUUGGAGUGCAGACAGUGGAGUUGCACACAAUCCUUCAGAAGGUGACAUUGUUAUGAGAAACCAAAAAUGGGUAACAGCUGAGAUAAAGACAACAAAAAUUCUGAAUGCAGAUGGUGAAGAGAUAGCAAACCGUGAAACCACCAAAAAGCUGCUCAGUUCUUUAUCAGAGACACUUUCAGAAAGUGGAGACUAUCCAGAAGUUGAUAUUCAAGGUGACCCUGAUAACCCAGAAAAAUGUACCAUCAUGUGAAGUGUGGUAUUAGUUACAGUGUACACGUUUUGAAUACCUUUACAUCUACUUUAUUGCUUAGCUCACAGAAUGGUAUUUUACAUUAUAUUUGUUGCUUUUAUUAUGAACAUACAGAACUGCAAUUCAUUAUUAGUAAAAUUUGUAGCUUACUUAUUUAAGACCUGUGAGUAUCACAUAUUUUUUGUAGAUUAAGGGAUUUAUCUUUGUUUUCUAUAUAUGUAUUUAUAACUUAAUAUUCAGAGUAGCAUUUUAGAGCUUGAUAUUGUUUAUAAACCAUGUAUCAUAACUUGUUAGGAUUUCACAAAUUAUUAAGAUUUUUGUUGAUUUUAACUAAAACUUCAAUGUUUAAAAUACUAAACAUUUAGUGUUACUUAGUAUUAUAUCAAAAGAUUGGUGUACAUGUUUGAUAUUUACAACAAGUACUAUUGUUUGUCUUGGAGCUUAUCAAUGGACUAUUCAGUGCCACGGCUGUAAUUUGAGUGUGUUGUUCCUUACAAAAUUGGGUGCAGCCUGUUGGUGUUUAAAUAUACAGUUAGCUUGGUUGUACUACAUAUAGUAGUUGCUACCAGAGAAAACUUUUAGAGUAGCUUUCAUGUAAAAGGUUGGAAUAAAUCUUCUGUAUAAGAAAAUAUGAGAUGUCUGUUGAGGAAAUAACAGUUAUAUGUGUACUAGUAGUAGUAAAAUUUUACACCCUGUCCCUCUCUGUGACAUUAAAAGAACCAUACAAUCUUGAAAAAUAUAAUUUAUAUUUUUGAAUUACUAUAGUGCAAACUGGAGAGUAGUUGACAAUUUAUUUAAACUGGUAAUGAUUAUGACUGAGAAUUGCAAUAUUUGAUUUCCCACGUUUUGUUCUAUUGUAUCUGCUUUAGGGAAAGCUUAAUUGCAUCAUGAAAAAAAUAGUGGUAAUAGGAAAGUCUACCUUUGGUUUUAAUUGUUGUUCUAUUAAAAAAUUUAAUCUGGUGUAUAGUUGAAAAUAUCAUUAAGGACUUCAAAAAUGUAUUAUCACAGAAAAAUUUACGUUUAUGAGGUUAUGUACAUCUACAUGUUCAGUGUCUCUUAAGUUGGAUUCUAAAUUCAGCUGUAUAGAAUGUUUUCAACAUUAUUUUAGCAAACUUAAUUAGCUCUUUUUUUAUAUUCACUUGUGCAUGACUCAUAGCUCUUUAUCCUCAUGGGCAGGUGGUUAUGGCACUCGACUUGCAAUCUGUGGGUUGCAGGUACGAAUCCUCAUUCCACCAAAUAUGCUUGCCCUUUCAGCUGUGGGGCUUUAUAAUGUGAUGGUCAAUCUCCCUCUUCAUUGGUAAAAGAGUAGCCCGAGAGUUGGUGGUGGGUGGAGAUGACUAUCUACCUUUCCUCUAGUCUUUCACUGGUAAAUUAGGGAUGGCUAGGGCAGAUGGUGUAACUUUGCAUGAAAUUCAAAACAAACCAAACUUUAUCAUCACCAUGUGCAGAAUUAGAAAGCACUGACUCUUAGAUCAAUUUUUUGUAAUAGAGGAAACAUAUCUUAAAAUGUAGAAAGAAUUGGAUGAUAGCUGACUUCUGAUAACAAGUAUUACAUUGUGAAGACUAGAUUGAUAAGGGAAGGUGACUAGAUAUGCCUAUUUGCUACAGCAAAUUAUUUAUGUCAUUAAGAUUUAUUCUAUUUAAACAGAAUUCAUUGAUCAAGUGGUCUGCAAAUAAAUUACAAUGAAAUGUUUAAAAAUUCUGAAGAUGAAAGUGCUCAAGUUUUGGAUCUUGUUUGAAAACAAUACAACUUUUGUAGGUGAUCCCAUGUGCUUACUUCUGAACCAGGAUUAUUAUUGCUAAAUAUGAACUACAUAUGAACCUGUUAGUUCAGUAUGGAGAUGACUUUAAUCAGUAGUAGUUGUAAUUAGAAUACUUGAAAUAUGUAAAUGUGGCAGUAUUACAUGUUCCUAGAUAUGAGUUAAGUUAAAAUCAAGGCUCUCAAUAUGCAUUUGUGAUUACAUGUGUUAAUCGUAUAAUACUGUAAAUGCUUUAUUUCUUAGUCUUAAUUUUAGUUUUGUAGAUACUACCAUAGGUAAAGAAAAGAACUGGGUCAAGUUUUAUAUUUCAUGCCAUCUAUAAUGAAAUAUAUUUAAAUCUGUACUUUAACUUGGGUACUUACAUGUUCAUUUUACAUUAUAUUACAAAACUUGUGAUAAGUGCAUGCUUGUUCAUCUUUAGGAAUAGUACUAAGUUUGUAUAAAUUACAUGCUUUGUUAACUAGUCAUUAUAUAAGUACAUUAGCUCAAAAUUUAUUUUCAUUUGUCAUUUCUGAUUAUAUUACAGUGGCAUGUGUGUAUUUAAUAUUUUGUUAUAGGCUUAUUCUAAUGUUCCAUUUCAUUUUACUUAAAAAUGCUCAGAACUUCAAAUAUCUUGAAACUGUAGUCUAGUAUAUAUAAAUUAUAGGUGUCAGUUGUAUUACCAUAAAAACUUAGAUAAGUAUGUGAAAAGGAAAGAUAUUUAUUACACAAUAUAAAAAACAAAUUGUAUAGAAAAAAGAAAAGUAAUUUAUUUGGAUUCUAAUGUUAUAUUUAAUGUUGCUUCACAUAUAAGAGUUGCUGUAACAUGGUUGCCAAAAUCAUAGCUAAAUAAUGUCAGGAUUCAGAUUUCUAGCUUAUAUAUAUGUAUGUGUAUGUUUGUUUGUUUUGAAAUUUAAAUGCUAAUGUUUGUGCCAUAAAAUUCAUAUAUAAAUUGGAUGUGAUAGUUAUGAGGGAGAGUUUUGACCUUACGGUAAUGUAAGUCUGUCACCAUGAAUCUGAAAAUGUAAGUAAACUUGUUUCCUAAUUACUGUAUUUAAAGCUUGCUAUCUAGAAAAACAAAAGUUAGUAGAUUUUAUUUUUAAUAUGUUUAAAGGUUCUUUCAAGUUUCAAACUUUUACAUAGAUAUGCAUGGUGGAUGUGUCUGACAAGAUUUCUCACCUAGAUGAUUUGAUAGAUUUGUGUGUGUAUCUAUUAGGUGGUCUGGCAAACUUGGAUGAUUCCUGUGAUGGCUUUUUUCUUUAUAUUUAUGAAUUCCAUUGCUUUCUAUGACUAAUAUUCUCCUUAUAUUUGAUUAAUCUAAAACAGCAUAUUUGUAUAUUAAUAAUUUGUUUACCUUUUGUGGAAGUAUUUCUUUUGAAUUUGAUAAAUGCAUCA
Molecule: messenger RNA, 5018 nt
Organism: Limulus polyphemus (Atlantic horseshoe crab)
Lineage: Eukaryota; Metazoa; Arthropoda; Merostomata; Xiphosura; Limulidae
Product: lamin Dm0-like
Exons: 11
Coding region: 100-1884 (594 amino acids)
Source: RefSeq, a predicted model, not a curated record